Morchella sextelata is the source of this 330-nucleotide messenger RNA. RefSeq lists its product as uncharacterized. Lineage: Eukaryota; Fungi; Ascomycota; Pezizomycetes; Pezizales; Morchellaceae. The record is from RefSeq and is a predicted model, not a curated record. The coding region runs from base 1 to 330 and encodes 109 amino acids. The transcript has 3 exons.
AUGCCGAAGAAGGGAGUAGUCGUCUCUGGUCCAGUUGAAAGUAAUGAUGAUGAUGAUGAUGAUGAUGAUGAGGAGGAGGAGGAGGAGGAGGAGGAGGAGGAGGAUGGUGAUGAUGAGGAGGAGGAUGGUGAUGAUGAGGAGGAGGAUGAUGAGGAGGAUGAUGAUGAUGAUGUCGUGGGGAUGGUUGAGACGUCGGCAUGCUCUUCGUCUCGUACCCAUCCCCUACUUAGCAGCAAGCUGCGCGCCAGUAGGGUCUGGAACAUUAUCUUCCCGACAGCCGCCCGACAGUCACACAGAUGCCGAUACCCCAUACAAAAAGAUCUCACCUAA